Molecule: messenger RNA, 2834 nt
Organism: Phragmites australis (common reed)
Lineage: Eukaryota; Viridiplantae; Streptophyta; Magnoliopsida; Poales; Poaceae
Exons: 16
Coding region: 840-1715 (291 amino acids)
Biological process (GO): DNA replication; DNA repair; DNA recombination
Cellular component (GO): nucleus
Molecular function (GO): DNA binding
Source: RefSeq, a predicted model, not a curated record
CUCGUCUUCCUGUGAGUCCGACGGUGAGGCCCUCAGCCCCCCGGGUUCGUUUGCUAGGGUUUCCGCAUUUGUGAGACCUUCGGUUGGGGAUUUUCUGGAUCAUGGUCGCUUUCGCCACGUGAGGAGAGGAAUUUUAUCCCGCGUGUGCUUUGGUUGUCUCCUUACUCUCCGCGCUCUACGGCGUCACUUUCCACGGGCUGGUGUCCAUGUUCUCCCCUUUUCGCUCUGCCCCGAAUCGCACCACCUGGACUGAUUAUUGUUGUUUGUAGGUUUUGAAUGGCUGGAUUUACGGGUGUUCCUCUGCGCGAGCCUUCUCUACGCCGUUCUUCUUCUUCUUGAUUUUUCCCCUUCCUUUCACGUGGGCAGGCUCCGCCACCGCUUGCUUCUUCUUGCUCUUCUUUUUCAUUCUCUACGCAUAUAUUGCUUCUUUGGUUUGUGUUUUUUGUUGUUUCGCUUCUUUCCUGUUUCUGUAUUUGUUUCCUGAUUUCCCUUUGCAGUUGCUGCGCUGGUAUGGAUUACUAUCACUGUGUACUCGCUGAGUAUAGGCCAGAUCUAUGGUUUCCUUGUUACUUGGGCUAGAUCUAAGGAUUUUCCCUUGCGAAGUGCAACGAACAAGGAUUGCUUCUAAUCUACUUCCAUUUGGCGCAUCUGGUUGGGUGCUGCCCUAGCUGGGAACGACGCUUGAUCAACGAGGAGUGCUUCAUAGCGCUCAGUGUCCCAUUGCAGUUGGGUGCUGUUCUAUCUUGUGACGACACUUCAUCGACGGGGAGCGGUCUAUAGUGUGCAGCGUGGCAUUGUGUCAAUGCAGAUGCACACAGAUCAGGCGUAUCAAGAUACUGAUGUUUCAAUGUCAUCUGCAUCCAGACCCCGCACACAAUUUAGCCGUGGAGCUCGCAGAGGCCAAAGUUUCGAAGAUGCCAUUCGACCUGCUCCCAGCGUUGCAUCCAAAAGCUAAACACUGGACAAUCUGUGUUUGUGUAUCGCGCAAAUGGGAAUACCGCAAUGGCACUGAUAAUGGACCCAUAGCCCACAUUGACCUUGUUCUCGCAGAUGAACAGGGAAAUGCCAUAUAUGUUGAGAUACCAAACUCAGAAAUAGAAGCAAAAGCAGCUUUGCUUGAAGAAGGUGGUAUCUACAUCAUAAGCCGCUUCAGAGUUUCCAAUUCUAAAUCCUUGUACAGGCUGGUCGAUGUACCAUAUAUGAUUGAAUUCACUUGCUACACCAAGAUAGCUCCAACAAGAGAUGCACCAGAAACAUUUCCAAAGUAUGUUUACAAGCUCACACCUUUUGUUGACCUGCCUCGACAUGCUGGUGAAAACAGGAACUUUCUAGAUGUCAUUGGCAUCAUCACUGAAAUCUCUGACCCAGCUUUAAAACAGCUCAUGAAUCAGUCAGCUCCCACUCUAAGCAGAGAUAUCAUUCUUAGAGACCUUAGCAAUGUCGAAAUUAAACCGACACUAUGGGGACAACAAGCUACACCGAUUGUUAUCCUUGUUGUUGGCAACCUCAUGAAAACUUUCGGAGGCGAAGAAUACCUUAGUGGUAAUACUGCAUGCCGCUGGUACUUCAAUCCUAUUAUUCCAGAAGCUGAACCAUUUUACAACACCAUCCAAAAUCAACGGCUCAUAAUCAAGCAUACUCCUGCGCCAGCACAGCAAGCAACACUCACUCAAAAACGAGCUCAACUUGAAGAUAAACAACUCCAAGAUUUAUAACAGAUGAAUCCAUAUGACUUCCCGGAGAACGGGUGCCGCUAUACUGUGACAAUUACACGCUUACUCCCAACCACAUCAUGGUGGUUUGCAUCAUGCAACAGAUGCAGUCGAGCUUGCACCCCAGAUGGUACCGGAUACAAAUGCAACACAUGCUCUUGCACAGGCUACCGCUUCAAUUACAAAUUGUGUUUUAUAACAAAUGAUGGCACCGCCGAAGCUGAAAUGAUUGCUUUUGGCAAAGUUGGACGUCGCAUUGUCAGUAAACCUGUUCAACAAGUUUUGAGAACUACGAGAUUUGCAAAUGACACUCCACCAGACACCGCAGCUAUAGUUUCUCCGAAAUUCACUUUUGCAAUCACCCUGACGAAUCAAAGUUACUACAGCCCCCAGAAAUCAUAUCAGGUGAACUCCAUCCUCGCUGCUUAUGGGAGGUAGCAUACACUCCCACAUAUUAGAAACAAUCAACAAAAAGGGCCAUUAAACUCUGAAUUAGCAAUUCACACAACCACCUACCAAGAGCCAUCAAUGUCCCAAGCAAAGAUGCACACAGACACUUACCGCAUUGAUCCACAUGCUGCUCCACCUGCUGCUACUCCCCAAUCUUCUGGAUUAAAGCGCGCCACGCCUUCUACACCACCAGAUACACAAACAACAGCUACUGGAAACGUAUUACCAAACAAUAUAAGCUAACACUCUUCUUUAUAAUUCUUUUUGUACUGCAUAACACAUACAAUAUCUCUUUGACACUGCAAAUUGUUACCACACUCAGGUGUUGGCGCAAACACCUCCCCCCUCGCUAGGCCAUGAUGAAUCACCAUCCAAAAAAAGUGCACUUUUAAACGCUAUUGAUGCCCCUAGCCAAUCUGCAACUCGAAGAAAGCUGUUUGAAGGAAACCCAGAUGCUAUAAAGGUGAGCAUAACUUCUACUCUUUAAUACUUAAACCCUUUAUACAUCUGCUUGACCUUAUCAAAAUUCAUGUACUCGCUCUCAAUUUUAUACUAUUCUAUCUGUGUAGGAGACGAAAGCCAGCUACAAAAAGAGCAAAGGCAGCAAUACAAGGUCAACAGACCACCCAUCUCCGUAACCAGCAGCCAAAAAGUACAAAUAACAAAUCCAUC